Saccoglossus kowalevskii is the source of this 1087-nucleotide messenger RNA. Its product is annotated as chromosome transmission fidelity protein 18 homolog. Gene Ontology annotation, molecular function: ATP hydrolysis activity; ATP binding. Lineage: Eukaryota; Metazoa; Hemichordata; Enteropneusta; Harrimaniidae. The record is from RefSeq and is a predicted model, not a curated record.
GAAGCGUUAUUUGAAUCCAUAUGAUAUACAGGCAGUGGAUGGUGUUGCUGUUAUUGAGGAAGAAGUGUGUGAGACGUCACCAUCAGCCCGGUUUAAUAAUGUACUACAUACUGUCACCGCUAACGGUGAAUAUGAUAAAACAACACAAGGAAUCUUUGAUAAUUUUUUAGAAGUGAAAUGCAAAGAUCCAUACAUGGAUGCUGUUAUUCUUGGGCAUGAGUGGCUAGCAAUGAGUGACAGAUUGAAUCAAGAGAUCAGCCACAGUCAAAAUUACAUAUUUAUGCGUUAUCUACCAUUUUUGCCCGUGGCAUUCCAUAUGCUGUUUGCAUCUAAUUCUCACAGAAGAAUACAGUAUCCCAAUACGCAAUAUGAGAAUUUUGUGAAGCUGAACAAGACUCUAAAUCUUCUGACAAGUCUCCUGUCUGGAGUUACUCCUGCCACUAAAAGGAAUGCCCACACUAAAGUUGCAGUACUUGACAUUUUACCGCUACUUGUUGAGAUCAUGCAACCGAAUAUCAGGCCAGUGAACACACAGCUAUACAGCACUAAAGAAAAGGAACAGUUAUGCAACGUUGUGAGUACGAUGAUAGCUUACAAUUUGACCUACCAACAACGGAGGUCUCCAGAAGGACAGUACACCUACUGUCUUGAACCUAAUAUAGAAGAAGUUGUGAAAUUUGGUGGGCUUCCUGUCAAGAAGCAAAUGACAUAUGCCACAAAACAGCUGAUAGCGAGAGAGAUUGAACUUGAAAAGAUGAGAAGAAGUGAAGGUGUUACUACAAAAGAAAACAAAGAACAAAAGAAUCCUGUGGAAGCAAACACUGGGGAUAAAAAGCAGCAGAGUACUGUUCCGAGACACAAAGAAAAACUACAACCCAAGAAGUUUGAUAUAGUUGAAGAUCAGCCCACCAGAGAUUUCUUUGGUCGAAUUGUCAAGGUUCCACUUAAAGAAAACACAGGUGAACAAGAAAGUGAGGCUGAAGAAAAUAAGAAAAGCAAACGAAAUAACUGUGUUCUUUGGUAUAAAUUCCAUGAAGGAUACACAAAUGCUAUCAGAAGAAACAUACAAAUUAAAGAUCUGUUAUAA